Molecule: messenger RNA, 993 nt
Organism: Brenthis ino (lesser marbled fritillary)
Lineage: Eukaryota; Metazoa; Arthropoda; Insecta; Lepidoptera; Nymphalidae
Source: the annotation of a GenBank genome assembly
AUGAAGCUGUUAUUGGUGAUCACUUCGCUACCGUUCUUAGUCAGCCAAGAAAUUAGUUUUGAUGACGACCUCAACCUGGAUCCGACUCUAGGCGAUAGAUUUACCCAUUUCUUGGAUUGCAAGACGAAAGAUGGAAGAGACGGUCUAUGCGUACAGGAGUCGUACUGCAAUGAAGACCACACUAUUAUGCCGGGAGGUGUGAUAGCCGAAACUGAAUUUAGAGAAAUGACAACGAAACCUUGUCCGGGGCUUUUCAUGUGGUGUUGCACUCAAGAUUCUGCGUUAGGUCCGCCGGUGAUAAACGACACUCGUAGUGACAGUUGCCAAGCUUUGGAUCAUGACCGAUGCCCGUGGUGUGUAAAACUAUAUAAAGUUUCUGACUUAAAAAACACGGAUACAGAUGUGUUUUGCGCUGGAUCACUAAUCGGCUCUCGUAUUAUUUUAACGGCGGCUACUUGUUUGAAAUCGGCGCAGCAUCACAUGUUGUACGCUCGGAUACCUUCAUCUGCCAAUCCGAAUCAAAAAUACAUCGCAAAACAUCGAAAGUUACACCCUCAGUACAAUACAGGCACACAUUGGUUUGAUUUUGGGAUAAUUGUACUAGAAGAAGAAGUGAAUUGGGGAGUCACCCCUGCGCGAGGAGCUUGCCUGAACUUCGGAGAGAUCAGCGGAAGGUGUUUUACACUUGGCUAUGAUACUAAUGAUGAAUUUGUUUCGACGAUACUAAAAGUAUCUAAAGGCGCCUGCAGUAACAUGGGCGGAGGCGGUUCCACCGAUGUGUCCUGCGGCACGAGUAUGGAAAAGCUAUGCUUUGCGUCUCCCGGAGCACCCGUUAUUUGCGAGUCUAGUUUAGGAGGUUUGGUGUUGCAAGGCAUAGUGCGGUCUGGUUGUGAACAGAAAAAUGUCUCACUCGGAACUCUUACAUCUCCCAAUCCUUGGAUCAUUAGAGAACUGGACGCCAUGCAUGUCUCCAAAAAUAUAUAUACACAACGU